UGAUUUUUAAUUAUUCUACAAUUAAAUCAUAGUCUGAAUUAAUUGAAAUACAAGCACAACUUACUAUUAUAACACAUACUAAAAAAUUAGGGUUAGGAUUUUAGGAUACAAGAGACAUCUAUUAGAUAUUGAAAUAGAGGGAAACUGAAGCGCGAACGGUACUACCAAUUGUCAUUCGACGCGUAGACAUAUUAGGGAAAUGAAUCACUAGACUCUGUGUGCCUUAUCAACAUCGGUUUCGUGCGAAGAAUACCGGCUGACUCCUUUUUACAGUUCGUUUGAUUAUCUUCCGAUCGUGAAUCUAUUAUCGUUGGAAUACAAUGCCAGAGAUGUACUAGACACACCGCGUUAACGGACAAUGUCGGAAUACGUUUUCUUGGAUGAUGUUCAUAGAAAAAUUUGCGCGAGCCAAUCAUUUCAACGAAGUGAGCCUACAUCGCAUCGGUUUUUCAGACUGUGGCGUUCCUUGACAUUUUAUCACGUAACUAAGGUUGAUUGGAAGAGUCGAUUUCAUAUCUACUUGUGAAAACAUAAGUAUAAUAUCAUUAAUGAUGUUAUAAUUAUUCUUAGCUAGAAUUAAAUAUUAAUUAAACAUCAGCUAUGUUAAUUUUGUUAAAUUUUGAAAUUAGAGAUAUAAUGUUUGCUUUCAUUUAUAAUCACAUUUAAAUUGAUGUGUGUGUGUAAUGUAAUGUGUGAACAGUACUGCCCUCCAGAGCCUAAUUCUAUUAACUAACAUUUCGAACAGUCGAAGAGAAUGAGGUUAUGUAAUUUCAUUUUUCUUAUUCUUACUUUUUUUUUUUUUUGUUAAAGAACGAAGUGAGAAUUAAUCUUAAUAAUUGAAUAGAAGUGCUUUAGAAGAAAUUUAAUAAUUCUAAUUAUUAAAUCUAUUUUUAGUUCAUUGAAUAAAAGAUUUAUUUUUUCAACGAAUCGAUACGAGGAAAGGAAUGAUUAAUCAGAAUUGAUCUUACAAGAUUCUUUGCUUUAAUUUCAAUAUCAAGUGCAUUCAAAUAUAGUGGAGAUCUAUUGGAACACCUGAAGUUGUUUCCAAGAUCGUUGUUCCAUGCUUUGGAGUCGCGGAAUAAUCCGCUACUGUUCGAGUCCCGUUGUUACCAGACUAUCGGAACCUCACUCUCCAUUGUCUUGGAUAAGGCUUCUAAAAAAAUUCGCAUUGACGUCUUCAUCGAAACUACCUUGAACUUCACUAACUUAAAUCUUUCAACGUUACAUACUAUCACAUUAAUAGAACAUUAAUAGUACAACCAAUUAUUCCGAACGCGAAACGUUAUACAAUUGCCAAGAGAAAAGAUACAUUAUUCCAAAUUGCAUCUUAAAACUGCACGUGCAUAUAUACGUGCAAAGUCAAGUACCAGGAGAAGAACAAACGAGCAGUUAGACAUUUUGUCGUGUGGCAGAGGCAGCGAUUAGAAAAUGUCGUCUCGCGUCGGGAAGACGAGCGAGCGUGGCGAACAGUGGCCAUCCGUUCCGCGGCAGCCAGAAAGGUACAUAGUUGCGGACGCUGCAAUCGGCUGUGCUGGUGGCGUUUCUAACAAAUUAACGGCCGAUAUCUCGUCGUUGCCCUGCUCCUACCUUCUGGCUCCACCUCCCGAUUGUGCGGGCUGGUUCGGCGGAGCCCGGCAGAUCCAGCCGGCGCGCGGAGAGAGAUCAUUUUUGCCACGUAUUUGCAAACUGAAUAAUAAAUACGCAGAUAUACGCGAAGAGGCCGCGUUCCGCCUUCACGCAGCUCGCGCUACGCGCGGAUUGGUCGCACCGGCCACCGAGGGGACGGCGAUAUUCAUUCGCCGUCUCUCCGGCUCUCGUGGACCUACUUUGUACACGCACACGUGCACGAUACCUUGUUGCACGUGCACGCGAUCGUUCACGCUUAAGAGGGGAGGCAGCGUGUGCGCGAGAAUGCACGCCACUCGCUGUACCAUAUCCCUCUCUCGGCGCUCCUCUCGCUACUCUCUCUCGCUUCCCUCCCUCUCCCUCCCCUCAAUACCACUCACUCUUUCUUUCUCCAACGAGACGAAACGACCUUCCCUCUUUUUUCCACGCGUUUUUCCCUCGGCCUUUCGCAUCUCUCCCAUCCUUUUUAAUCCGCUUCACCUUCUAUACCCUAUUUCAUGCUCUCUGUUUCUCUCUCUCUCUCUCUCUUUCUCCUCAUUGCCGUUCCUUUUUCUCUUUCUUUUUCUUUCUCCUUAUUCCUUGCAGUUUCACCAAUGGAUCCAACCGUUCCAUCGUAGAGAUUUUCAACCUUUCUUCGCAACCGUACUUUAUAUCCUUUGGCUUCUCCUCCUCCUUCUCCUCCUACUCCUCCUGCUUCCCCAUCUCCUUCGCCACCGUCCUUGUUCGCGUUUCUCUGGCCGCCUCGCCGGCCGAUCAGCACACACCCGCGCACGUAUACGAUAUGUAUAUACACGCACACCUCUAGAGAAAUACUUAGCCAGUGCACCUCGAUCGGCUUUCUUGUCCUUGCCGCAUACACACCGGCUACUGUGGCUUUCCUAAAUCCCCUCGACAUCACCCCGAUUGCGCAGAAGUGGAAACGCGGCGGGGAGUCACCCAACGUGGUCGAGGCAACCAACCACUCUUAAAAUUGUUCAUUCCACAACGUGGUAGCGAGGGAUAAGGAGAAAGAGGGAGAGAGAGAGACGUCGAUGCCGUUGGAGAAAUAGAGGCGAUAAUGUUGAAUGUAAAUGUCGCGAUGAGAGUUAAGCAUUCAGUUUGAAUUCAGUGAAUGAGACUAUUGAACGUUUCAGUUUUUCUUGAAAAAAAAAAUGAUUUUCAA
This is a messenger RNA of Apis mellifera (honey bee), 2788 nucleotides long. RefSeq lists its product as uncharacterized. The record is from RefSeq and is a predicted model, not a curated record. Bases 1429 to 2508 code for a protein of 359 amino acids. The transcript is spliced from 2 exons. NCBI's taxonomy places the organism in Eukaryota, Metazoa, Arthropoda, Insecta, Hymenoptera, Apidae.